Ruditapes philippinarum (Manila clam) is the source of this 5047-nucleotide messenger RNA. Its product is annotated as sterol carrier protein 2-like. Lineage: Eukaryota; Metazoa; Mollusca; Bivalvia; Venerida; Veneridae. The transcript has 7 exons. The coding region runs from base 100 to 1383 and encodes 427 amino acids. The record is from RefSeq and is a predicted model, not a curated record. Gene Ontology annotation, molecular function: acyltransferase activity, transferring groups other than amino-acyl groups.
CCGACUUCAGAGGUCAUAAAAUAUAUCGUUCCUUGCAAAUCACGAGCUUGAGAAGUAAACAAACAAAAAAGUGGAGAAAAGUGAAAAAAGAUCAUAAAUAUGGCUGCAAAAAGCAAAUCCAAAAGAGUUUUUGUUGCUGGGACAGGAUUGACCAAAUUUGAAAGGCCAAUGACAAAAGACUGGGAUUACCCAGACAUGGGUAAACAAGCUGGAUUGGCUGCUCUUAAAGAUGCUGGUCUGAAAUACAAUAAAAUCCAGUCUGUUGUAGCAAGUUAUUGUUAUGGGGAACCAACCUGUGGUCAGAGAGCUGUAUACCAGCUAGGACUUACUGGGGUACCAGUAUACAAUGUAAACAACAACUGUUCAUCAGGUUCUACUGCACUAAUGAUGGCCCGCAGACUGGUACAGAGUGGUGUUGAGGACUGUGUACUUGCUUUAGGAUUUGAGAAAAUGGAGAAGGGUUUAUCUGAAAGGUAUACAGACAAAGCGUCCCCUGUGGCAGUACACAUGAAUCACAUGGUUAAAAUAGGCGCCAAACCAGGACUUAUUCAGCCACGCAUGAACAACAUGACCUCUGAUGUCAUCAAAUUGUAUGCUUAUGCAGCCAGAGAAUAUAUGAAGAAAUUUCCUCACACAAAAUUGUCAGACUUUAUUGAAGUAGCAUAUAAGAACCACAAACAGAGUAUCAAUAAUCCAAAAGCAACAAUGUCAAAGGAAAUAUCAAGGGAGGACAUUGGUGGUAAAUUGAUGUUAUGUGAACCAAUUACAUUUUGGAUGUCAGCACCUGUGGCUGAUGGAGGUGCUGCGGCUAUUGUAUGCAGUGAAGAUUUCAUGUUAAAAAACAAUCUUCAAAACAGAGCAGUGGAGAUUGUUGCACAAAGUAUGGUAACAGAUCUACCAUCAACAUUUGAAAAAAGUUUUAUGGAUUUGUCUGGGUUUGGUAUGGCAAAGAAGGCAGCACAGCAGUGCUAUGAUGAAAGUGGAAUGACAUCCUCGGAUGUUGAUGUUUUGGAGGUUCAUGAUUGUUUCUCCUGUAAUGAGAUGUUUAUGUAUGAGGCGUUACAACUUACAGGAGAGGGAAGGGCCGCAGACUUGCUACAUUCUGGCAAGUGGCGAAAAAAUAGCAAAGGAGGAGAUCAGUUUGUACUUGGUGGACGAUGGGUCGUAAAUCCAUCUGGAGGACUUGAGUCUAAAGGGCACCCAAUAGGAGCUACAGGAUUAGCUCAGUGUGCAGAGCUGGUAUCACAGUUACGUGGAGAGAGUGAGAAGAGGCAGGUAGAUGGUGCGUGUGUCGCACUUCAGCAUAAUUUUGGAAUUGGUGGGGCAGCUGUUGUCACCAUGUAUAAAAAAUAUACACCAAGUGUUGCUCAAGCAAGGCUUUGAAAACGCUGAUAUUCCUUUUUGGAAGCAGACAUUUGUGAUAGCAUGAUUGUGAUGUACAAGUCAUACCAUGUGACUAUAAAGUACAUGUAUUAACCUUUAGCCUGCUGGUGGUAAUUGAAUCUACCCAUGUGACCAGUGCAGACCAAGAUUAGCUGGCACUUCCUUGCCUUCUGAUUAUGAUCUGCACUGUUCAAUAUUCAGUCAGUAUUUAUUUUGAAAAUUACCCUAAAAAUGUUGAGUGAUUUUAUUUAAAUUGAAAGAUGGACAAGUCUAUUUAAAAUAAUAUACAGGUUAAGGGUUAAAGAUAUUUUAUGUCAACCAUGACAUACGUAUUAAGCAGAUACAUUUUCAUGCAUACUGUAAAAUCAUAUACAUGUAUUAUUGAUUGGGCAAAAUUUAAUUUCAAAAUGACAUAUAUUGUUAAAUGAUGUUGUUCUUUUAUUACAUAAAUGUAUGUAUGUUAUAGAAUCAGUUUUCUAUUUAAUUUUAUCUGUAAACGUCUGCAAAUUUUCAGUUUUCUAUUUUACAUAAUGUAUCUAUUAAAAGUCUUUUUUUACUGUUUGUUUAUCUUUAGAAUUGGGCAUAAUACAAAUAAAGAUAUAAUAACCUAUUUGGCGGUAAUCAUUUAAAAUGGGUAAAGGUUGCCUAGUGGUAAAAGUGGUCUAGUUCACAACUCAGGGAUAUUGGGCUCAAGCCCUAUUCUGGUCACAAUUAUGUUUCUUUAUAUUAUACAAUCACUGGUUCCUAGCAAACACGUGGUUAAAAUCAGAUUUAAACUUGAUCAAGCUUAAAUAAAUAUGUUUCAGGUAUGACUAUCCUAAUGCAUUUCCUCUGCUAUGAAGAGUAUCUAAACAGGCUACAAAUGCAUUGAAACUGAGGGUUGUGGGUUCAAACCCCAUAGGGUCAACUCUUUUUUUUCUUUCUUAUUUUUCUUUUAAAAUUUUUUGUGUAUUAGUUGGAUCUCCUUUUGAUAGAAAAAGUGUUUAAUUUUGAUUAAAAGAAGAUCAACUAAUAUACAUCUGAGAAAAUUUGGGCAAUCUUUGAAAACAGUCCCUCAGUUGGGUAAAUUUUAGGUAUCUUUUACUUUUUUCUAAGCAGGAAAAUGUGUUUAAAAUGGGAGAGGUAGGGUAACAUUUUCCCACAUAUUUCAAAUGUUUUGAGAAGAAACAAUCAUUUUGCUUCAGUCAUUUCUUAGCUGAGUGUUAUCAUUAGGAAAACUCAUUUCAGAAGAAUGAUAUUCCAAAUCAUUUAGAGAUACCUAGUUUCUGAAAAAAGGCCUUCUUGUUUCCAAUCUGUAGUUCAGAAAAAAGUCCAUAACUCGUAAACUGUGUGGUAAAUUUCGUUAAAUAUUUUGCAUACAGGUGUCCUUUAAGGCAAUUUUUCAGUUCCUAAUAAUGCCCGUUAGGGUAGUCAUACCUUAAUUAAACCAUAACUGACUGCGUUUUAUUUUCAAUUAUUAGGUUGUACUAUCAAAUUAACUUCUAUGAUUUUAUUUAGAAUCAUCUGGCUGUUUAAUUCAUUCUUAAAACUAGUUUUAUUCCUUUGUAUUAUUUAUCAUGUUAAAGAAUGCUUUACACAUAGCAAUUAUUACCUCCACUUGUCACUAUUUUGGGGGUCACUCUCAAUAUAUCAUAUGCUGAGAAUAAGAUAAAAAUCUCUCUUACAUAAUAUUAUUUUGCUGCAUAUGUAUAAAAGAAUUUGAGAAUUCAUGUAAAACUUCUGUUUAUAUUGUUUUUUGCAUAUUUUGUCAGUUAUAUAGAUUAUUGACCCCAGAAUUGAAGGUAAAUAUAGUAAAAAUUUGGAACUGAUCAAAAUGUAUAUGGAAUGAAUUAUUUGUAAGCUAAAUUUAAUAGCUGUUCUGUUUACUCAGGGGAUAUUUCACUUAUAUAAUAGUAUGUUUCACUCAUGCUGUUGGGUGUUUCACGCUGGCUGUUGGGUGUUACACUCAUGCUUCAUGCUGUUGGGUGUUUCACUCAUGCUGUUGGAUGUUUCACUCAUACUGUUGGGUGUUUCACUCAUAUGGUUGUGUGUUUCACUCAGACUGUUCUGUGUUUCACAUAUGUUACUGGGUGUUUCAUUCAUGCUGUUGGGUGUUUCACUCAUGCUGUUUGAUGUUUCACUCAUACUGUUGUGUGUUUCACUCAUAUGGUUGGGGUGUUUCACUCAGACUUUCUGUGUUUCACAUAUGUUACUGGGUGUUUCACUCAUGCUGUUGGGUGUUUCAGUCAUACAGUUGGGUGUUUCAGUUGUAAAGUUGGGUGAUUCACUGAAGCUGUUGGGUGUUUCACUUGUGCUGUUGGGUGUUUCACUUGUGCUGUUAGGUGUUUCACUCAUACUGUUGGGUGUUUCACUCAUACUGUUGGGUGUUUCACUCAUGCUGUUGGGUGUUUUACACAUGCUACUGUGUGUUUCACUUGUGCUAUUGGGUGUUUCACUCAUACUGUUGGGUGUUUCACUCAUGCUGUUGGGUGUUUCACUCAAGCUGUUCAGUGUUUUACACAUGCAACUGUGUGUUUCACUUAAGCUGUUGGGUGUUUCAUACAUGCUCUAGGGUGUUUCUACUUUACUUUGAAAUGAAGUACAUGUUUAAGAUGUUCCUUAUUUAUAAAUUCAAACUAUUUCAGCCCUAAUACUUCUGGAUAACUUACCAGCAUUAAAGAAUUUAAAGUUCCUGGCUUGAUUCAUGGAGGGGAGGGGCACAGAGGGAGAAACAUAGGCACUCCUUAAAUAUACAUCAAUUAUAUGAUGGGCAACAUAUAACUGAAACAGUUGAAGUUUGUUUUUAGAUAAUUUAAUUUUAAAACAAGGAUAAAAUAGCCUUCGUUAUUUAACUGAUGCGUGUGUUUAAAGAUGUUCACUUAUACAAAAGUCAGUAACACUGGGCACAAAAUAUUUGUUAUUCAGAAUGACUUUAAUGAUAUUGAUUAUGUUUGUUUUACAUAAAAAUUUUGUCACUAAAGCAGCAUGCCUACAGAUUAUUUCAACCUUUGAUGAAAAUUAAGAAAGAGUUCUGAAAGGUUAAAAAUUUGUUAAUGUACAUGUAUAAAUACAGCAACUUGUGGAAGCUAAGACACCUAGCAUUCACAAAAAUUGCAUACAAUAUGUCAAGAUAUAGAGGAUAUUGAAUGAUUGUAGUUUAAUACUAAAUUUAUUGAACAAGUGGAAUAAAAUCAUAUUAUGCGAGCCUCUGGCGAGCUUAAUAUUGUUUUAUUCAACAAGUUCAAUAAAUUUAGUAUUGAAUCUACACGAUUUUAACAUUCUUUUUAUCACAUAUAUAAAAUAAAACAGUAAACUGUUAAAAUGAGUAAUUUUUCAAUGAUGGGCCUAUUGUGUAACGCUAACAUUAGUGAACUUUAAUGCUAUGUUUCUAGAUAGCGUAAAUGACGUCACAUCAAAGUGUUAUUACACUAGUGUAAUAUCGUUUUUAUUAAAUGGCUUUUUUGCACUCCUGCAUCGCAGUUUAUGUGAUAAACUAACAUAUAGCUUGUACGUUAUUAGAGGAGAAAUGGUAAAAAAAUAAAGUUAUUUCAGUGACAUCUUGAAAUAAAACAAGUUUAAUUUUCUUAAAUAAGCAUCUGGAGGCAUGCCACUUUAAAUGCAUAUUACAUAUUUAUUAAGUGGUGCAAAUAUUAUUUUAUAUCAAUAAACAUAUAUAAAAAAUAAA